This is a messenger RNA of Thamnophis elegans (Western terrestrial garter snake), 1617 nucleotides long. RefSeq names its product transmembrane protein 121B (gene TMEM121B). The record is from RefSeq and is a predicted model, not a curated record. The coding region runs from base 1 to 1617 and encodes 538 amino acids. The transcript has a single exon. NCBI's taxonomy places the organism in Eukaryota, Metazoa, Chordata, Lepidosauria, Squamata, Natricidae.
AUGCACCGGGUGGUCUCCAACCAGCGCUCGGUCUCCUCCUCCUCCGGCUCCUUCCAGGCUCCCCCGCCGCCUCCCCCCGCCGCCGCCGGGGAUCUGCAGCCGCUCUUUCUGGGCGGCGGCGGCGUCAGCAGCACCAGCAGCUCCAGCGGCGGCACCCGGAGGGGCAGGCGGGGCUCGGUGUCCAAUUCGGCCUCGACCCGCACCCGGAGCAGCAGCAGCAGCAGCAGCCGCGGCACCAGCACCAACAGCGGCAGCAGCAGCGACCGCAGCAGCGAGGAGGACGAGGACGGCGAAGGGGAGGAAGCCAAGCCGCUGGUGCCGGCGCAGGAACCCGCCUCGCCGGCGGCUGUCGUUGCCAUUCCCGCCGCCGCCGCCUCAAUUUGCGCCUCGUCAGGCUUCAGCAGCUCCUCGUCGACGGGCUGCACAAUGACCGCCGGCGAACUGUACGGGGCUCCGCUGGCCGGGCCGGGGGCGGCGGCGGGGGCCCCGGCGGCCGGGCUGCUGUGGCCGGGGGGCUUCGUCGCCGGCCCGUCGGGGCCGCGUUGGGGCUACCAGGCGCUGUCCUUGGUGCUGCUGCUGGGCCAGGGGGCGCUGCUGGACAUCUACCUGAUCGCCGUCACCGACUUGUACUGGUGCAGCUGGAUCGCCACCGACCUCGUGCUGGCGGCCGGCUGGAGCAUCUUCUUCUGCCGCAACAGCCGCGCCCGUCGGCGGGAGCGCCCGUUAGGGGCCGUCGGGGGCCACCCGCCGCCCCCGCCCUUGCACCCGCUGCUGGGUCACGGCCCCUACGGCGGCAGGGGUGUCGGGGCGGGCUCGGGGGCCAAGGCGGGGGCCGCUCAGCGAAGCGGGGACUUCGCCUACGCCCACCUGGCCUGGCUGAUCUACGCCAUCGCCUUCACGCCCAAAGCGGCGCUGAUCCUGGGCACGUCCAUCCUGGAGCUGGUGGAGCUGCGCCUGCCGCUGGGCGCCACGGGCUUCCGCAUCACGCUGGCCCUCUCGGCCCCGCUGCUCUACUGCCUCCUGCGAGCCAUCAGCACCGACCCCGGCGGCGGCCAGCUGCUCCUGCCGCCCCAGCCGCCGCCCCAGCACCGCGCCUCCGCCGCCUUCCUGGCCACCUGUUUGGACCUGCUGGACAGCUUCACCCUCCUAGAGCUGCUGCUCCUGCAGCCGGCCCGGCCCGCCUUGCCCCUGCCGCCGGCCGUUCGCUACGUACUGAUCGCCGUCUAUUUCUUGUGCCUGGCCUCGCCCGUGCUCUGGCUGUACGAGCUGAGCGCGCCGCGGGCUCCCGGCGUUGGCCGCCUGGCCGUGCAUUGGCUGCUCCCCGCCGGACUCCUGGAUGCGCCGCUGCUGGCCCUGCGCUGCCUCCUGCUGGUGCGCUACCAACAGCCGCUCUCCAUCUUCAUGUUCAAGAACCUCUUCUUCCUGGCCUGCCGGAGCUUGGAGGCCAUGGAGACCUGCUACCUUCUCUAUUCUGCCAGCGGGCAGGGCGGCAAGGGCAAGUGCGUGCCCGUCCUUUCCACGGGCGUCGGGGAUGGCCAGCUCAGUCAUUGCAUCUCAGAGAACGACAUGGGGCCCCAUGGCUACGUCAACACAUUGGCCGUCACUGCCCAGAGCUGA